Selaginella moellendorffii is the source of this 1506-nucleotide messenger RNA. RefSeq names its product histone-lysine N-methyltransferase ATXR2. Bases 48 to 1355 code for a protein of 435 amino acids. The transcript has 16 exons. NCBI's taxonomy places the organism in Eukaryota, Viridiplantae, Streptophyta, Lycopodiopsida, Selaginellales, Selaginellaceae. Gene Ontology annotation, molecular function: methyltransferase activity; protein binding. The record is from RefSeq and is a predicted model, not a curated record.
GGAUGCCCUAAUUCCAAUGCGGAGGUUUUUGUUAGGGUUUAUCGCCCAUGGCUAUGGAGGACGGUGGCGCGCUGCUCGUUUCUCCUCCUUGGAAGCAAAUGGAGGAGUAUUAUUCUCAGCUGACCGGCAUGGCAUUGCGCGUGAAAUCUACCGCGACGAUGGGGAAAGGCCUCUUUGCCGAGAGAGAUUUUGACGCGGAAGAGGUGAUCUUGAUCGAAGAGCCCCUCGUUGCUGCACAGCACAGCCAUAACAAGAACGAUGCGGUUGUGUGUGGCUUUUGCUUUCGCUACGUCGGUUCCAUCCAGCUCCAAAUACAACGCAAACUUGAAGCUCCAGAGACUCAGUCGUGCUGCUGUCACGAAGAAGAAGAUGACGAAGAAGACCAUCACCGGCAUGGUGUUUCUUCGGAGGAAGCGUUAGUUCUUCUAAAAGGUGAUGGUUUCUCUCUUCCUCAUGGAGACAAGUUUUUGCUACCGGAGGUAGUCAAGUGCUCCGGUGGAUGCUCGGAGAUUUACUGCAGCAAAUCGUGUGCACAAAGGGCCUGGCAUGACCACCACUCGUUGCUUUGCGAUGGUGUUUCACAACACAGGGACGAGCUUGUUCUUUUCAAAGAAUUUGCUGAUGAAACCAAUGACAUUUUCCAUUUGGCCAGCAAGUUGAUUGCGAAGGUUAUGCUUCGCACGAAAAAGCUCUCUGAAAGCAGUGGAGUUACAGACCGAAAUACACUCCUUGAGGCGUGGAAACCAUUUGCCAUGGGAGAAAAGCGUCUGUGGUGGGAAGCCGUGGCUCUUCCAGACGACGUUGAUCCUUUAGAAGAAGCAUCUUUCAGGAGCCAAAUCAAGGAAUUAGCGGAAGCAUCCUUGAGCCAGCUCAAAGCUGCGCUGUGGGAGCCGGAGUUUGCACCUCUUUUUUCUUUGGAGAUUUAUGGGAGCAUCAUCGGCAUGUUCGAGCUAAACAACCUAGAUGUCGUCGUCGCCUCACCCGUUGAAAACUACUUUCUCUACAUUCAAGAUCUUGAGCCAGCUCUCAAGGAACAAACAGAACAAAUUACUCGACCACUGUUUGAGGCUUUGGGCGAGAAGUACGCUUCCUUCUGCCAAGGUUCUGGGUUUUUCGCAUUGCACAGCUGCAUAAACCACUCUUGCGAGCCGAAUGCGAAGGCUUUUAAGCGAGAUGAGGACAUAAAUGGCAAUGCUGUGAUAAUUGCGACGAGGAAGAUCAUGAAAGGAGAACAGAUUUUCACCUCAUACAUCGAGGAGGAAGAUUUAUCGUACACCGAGAGACAAGCAAUGCUGUCGGACUACGGCUUCGCGUGCGAAUGUACCAAGUGCUUCAGGGAGAAAAACCAGUCUUGAAUCGAGCAAACCUUCGAUGCUAUUGCAAAAUCUGGACUCCUUGAACACCAACUUCUGCUUACCUUUGGAGACAGUCCUGCAAGAGCGAGCGAGAGUUAGGAGAAGAACAUAAAGAAGAUUUGAGGAAAGCUUCCUACCUCUUGGAAGUAAA